This is a messenger RNA of Encephalitozoon intestinalis ATCC 50506, 1794 nucleotides long. RefSeq lists its product as uncharacterized. The record is from RefSeq and is a predicted model, not a curated record. The transcript has a single exon. The coding region runs from base 1 to 1794 and encodes 597 amino acids. Lineage: Eukaryota; Fungi; Microsporidia; Unikaryonidae.
AUGAGCAGCAGAAUAUAUGAGGUAAUCAAGGAGGAAGGGAGUUUGGAGGAACAAAUCAAGAAGAUAUUGAAGAUGGGAGUCCUGGCGGACUCCUCUGAGAUUCUGGCGUAUUUCUUGAGGAAGACCAUGGAUGUAUUUAAGGAAGAUCCCUCCAUCCAUCACUACCUGCUUAACAGAAUUCCCUCGGAGCUCAUCACAAGAUUUGUUCCGGGCCUCCUAUCCUUUUACUUCAGCCUCUUGAAGGACCAGAAAACCAACAGAAGAACAGAAAGGAUGGUAAUCGAUUCAAUAAAGCAUGUACUGGAAUCUGCAGCUCGGCUGAAUGACGUUGCAGAGGCCCGAAUACAUGAAUUCUUCUACUUUCGCCGAGGUCCUAUGUUUGAAGAGAUCUAUAAAAUAUGUGCACAGAAGUUUAAGACAUCUAGAAGAGUGUUUUUUAUCUCCGAGCUCCUUCUUCUUGGAUAUCCGCUGGAGGACAGCGACUAUGAUGCCAUUAACGAGGGUAUUGAGGAGAUAUUUUCUCUGGAACUGAUCAGAAAACUCCUAGAUAGAGAAAAGUACAGGAACAAUGAAGAGAUAUUUGAAAAGCUUAUCCAGAUGUACAAAAAAGGAGAGGAUGUUUCGGAUAUAAUACUCCGAAUCCAGGAAACAUGUGGGGUUGUCUGUAGAGUGCCGGAGCUAUGUGUGGUAAAUAAAGAGACUACAAGAACAGUGCUCGACACAAACGACCUGAGAAAAAUCGAAAUGUUUCUUCGAAAUGCUACUGAUGUCCCUCUUCAUGUCGAGGUGAUUGGAAAGUAUCUAGAGUUAUGUGAUUCUCCAAAGCAGGUUCUUGGGAGUGAUGUCUGGAAGAGACUUAAUGUCCGAAAAGUGGUGUCUGAGAAUUACGACGAACUUCUUGAAUAUGCAUUCAACAAGCUGAAAACAAGCCCUAGGAUUCUGAUCAACCUAAUAGGAAUCGAGUUCAGGCCAAAGCUGGAGGACUUUAUUCUCCAGUCAAUUGAAUUUGUCAGUAGGUGUUCAGAUGCAAAGGACUUGAGUCUGUAUUUGUAUUUCUUGAAAGUUGUUGUGGAAAAGAACUUUCUAAGAAGAUCAAUCCUCAGGAGGAUAUUUGACGGACUGAUAUAUUUAGAUAACGAAGACUAUAGGGUCAGGUGUAUGAAAUACGAGGUGCUUGGUGAGUUAUUUGUACAGUAUUCUCUACUAGACAAGGCCAUAGAACACAGCAGACAUUUGAAUGAAUCACAGAAAACAUGGAAUGUAGAAUGCACAUGUUCGAUUCCAGAGAACAUUUUUGAGAGGGUAGACACAAGAGACGUGGAUGAAGACAAUGUAAAUGUACUUGCAGCGAUUGCAUGGGAUGAGCUAACCAUCGUCCCUGCUGAGGGAGAGCUUAUGGCUGUUUCUGUUUUUCUUAAGAAGAUCAUAGACAGCACAGGGAUGUUCUAUGAGAAUAGGAUUUCCAAAUCAAAUUUUAUUCUCCACCUUGUGGAUUUGCAUGGAAUAUCAAGAUUUAAUGAAACCAAGAGAAGAUUAAUGGAUGAGUUCUUCCAAUUGCUUGGAAGCAUAGUAAGAUUCAGUCUCUCAAAGAAGCUUCUUUCAAAAAUGUUCUUGAUCUCCCUAGACUAUUUUCACAUCUUUGACACUAGCUGCCUGAUCCGGUCCAUCGUAAGAAACGACAGAUAUUACUGCCUGUUCAUUUUUUACAAUCUGGCCAAGAACAAGGAGAAGACAUUGUCAAAGAAGCUCUUGGAAUUUCUGAAGAAAAGCUUGAGAGAAUCCCAGGAAUCGUAA